GGUAGUUCAAUUCCAGUCAACACACGAGCAACGACCGACGGUUAUUCGCCUAUAAAGUCUUUAAGCGUUUACGUAUAAAGGAAAUCUAACAUUAAUAAAAAUAUUGUACAAAUAUACAAUUUAUUUUUCAUUAUAAGUAAAUCUGUAAAAAUAUAUUAAAAUAAUGCCGGAAACUGUGGUUACCGUUCAAAAUCCCGAAUCCAAACCUGGAAAACCUGGAGUGGAAAAUGGAAACAUGAACAACAUUUUUUCUUGGGUAGAAAUCAAUUACAAAUAUUUCAAAACCUUGCCAGGGAUACUGAAAUUAGCACAGUUGAUACUCGGCAUAAUAUGUUUAGCACUUGCUUCGCCAGCCAGGUUACCGGGCACCAAUUGGUUCCUGUUCGUGGUCAUCAUCAGUUUUAUAGCGACUGCCAUCUGGUCAUUUGUCUAUUUGCUUUCCAUCCGAGAAGCUAUCAAUUUCCCGAUAAAUUGGGUGCUCACGGAAUUCUUCAACACGCUCCUGUUAACUGUCCUGUACACAGUUGCGUUCAUCGUACAACUUUCAGCCUGGUCCAGACCGUACCAAUCGUAUUACAAAAAUCCUAACAUAGCGGCAGGAUUGUUCGGAUUUAUCAACGCGGCUGUGUACGGAACUGGAGUGUAUUUAAUAUUCAACGAUUGGAAAAAGUCGAGAACUGCUUCAACUGUUCAACAGCAAUAAUAUUCAAGAGGACAGAAAAAACGCCUGCUACCCAUUAUUUGUCCACAGACAUAUGAUAUUAUAUAAUAAUAAUAUCAUACUUAUUAUUAAUAUAUUAAAUAGUACCUAACUGUUUUAUGUAUUUUCGUAAGUAGGUUAUGAUAAUGAUAAUGUAUAAUUUUAGACGGGAUCGUAAAUAAAUAUUAAAUAUACCUUAAAACUAAUUGCUAAGCCAAUACAAUAUUUAGAUUUUUUUUUUCAUAAAGUAUCAAAAUAUGGGUUCCUUGGGAAAUGAAAAACUGACCAUAGUUAGGCGCAAAGGCAUCAUAAAAUUUACACUAGUUUUUACCAAUUAAUACGUUAUGGUAAGCAUAAAAAUAUAUUUUAUAAUAUAAAACAUUAAUUCAACAUGCUAAAAAACGAUCUUCUUGCACCUCUUGACUCUUCGACUUAUUUUGUCAGUCUUCAUGGGUUUGCGUACCUGCACUUUAAACUUAAACUUAAAUACCUAUAUUCAUAUAUAAUAUUACGCUGGCUUAUACAUACACAACAGACAUUGAAAACUGAACUAUUUAUAGGUAUAUAUUAUAUUAUUUGUAUUUUAAAUAUAUCCUAACGGCUAACUGUAAACCGGACGGUGGUAGGUAGGUAACUACAAGUGUUACUGACACACUGUAAACAUUUACAAUUCAUUAUAAACUAAAACCUAAUUAAUAUGUAAAUUAUACAUAUAUUAUCAACGAUUAUAAUAAUAUGUGUAAGUCCGAUUAAAAUGAAAGAAAAUAUCAAAAAUUGAGCACAUUUCAUAAAAUGGAAAAGCAUAACAAAAAAUGGGUAGGAAUUAAAUUUUUAAGAAGGAAUAGAAAAUGUUCAAACAUCGUAUAUUAUUAUUUUUUUUUAAAUAGUAUGGUACAAUUUAUAAUAUCAAAUAUUUAAUGAAUAAUGUUACAGUUGUGAAUAUAUUAUAUUUUAUUUUAAUAUUACCUAUAUGCAUUCGGUUUUCCCUAUUAGUUAGUUGUAUAGAAUUUGGAACAAAUAAAUUUUAAUAAACAAUGAACAGAUAAUAAGUUUUAUUAAAAUUGAAUGAUAAUUAAAUUAUUUGUAAAUAAUUAUUUAUUUAAUAUUUUUGUUAAUCAUAAUGGUAUGAUUAUGUGCUUAAGCGCUUAUUUUACUGCAUAC
Molecule: messenger RNA, 1861 nt
Organism: Rhopalosiphum maidis (corn leaf aphid)
Lineage: Eukaryota; Metazoa; Arthropoda; Insecta; Hemiptera; Aphididae
Product: CKLF-like MARVEL transmembrane domain-containing protein 8
Exons: 4
Coding region: 164-703 (179 amino acids)
Cellular component (GO): membrane
Source: RefSeq, a predicted model, not a curated record